Messenger RNA from Monodelphis domestica (gray short-tailed opossum), 2089 nucleotides. RefSeq names its product NK3 homeobox 1 (gene NKX3-1). Gene Ontology annotation, molecular function: DNA-binding transcription factor activity, RNA polymerase II-specific; RNA polymerase II cis-regulatory region sequence-specific DNA binding. Gene Ontology annotation, biological process: cell differentiation; regulation of transcription by RNA polymerase II. The record is from RefSeq and is a predicted model, not a curated record. NCBI's taxonomy places the organism in Eukaryota, Metazoa, Chordata, Mammalia, Didelphimorphia, Didelphidae. Gene Ontology annotation, cellular component: nucleus.
CUCAGGCUAUAUAAAAGGAGCCCGAGCGGCAGAAAGCGAAAGUGGUGGCCUGGGCAGGCAGGGGCUAGGAGGAGCCAAGCGGGGGACCGGGACAGAGGCAGGGGAAGGGGCAGGGACAGGAGCAGGAGCAACUGCCCGCCAAGCGGGAGAGGAUGCUGAGCGCCCAAGAGCCACCUCCACCCUCCGGGCUGUUGGGGGCCGCAGCUGCCCGAGCCCCUGAGCCGCCGCUGCCGCGCAGCCCUCGGGGCACGGCCCUGGCUCCUGUCAAGCCCCUUACCUCCUUCCUCAUCCAGGACAUCUUAUGGGACGGGCCUGAGAAGCGCAGCACCGAGAGGCUCAGCCCUACUCCAGGGCCCGAGCCUGAGCCCGAGCCUAAGUCUGCGCCGCCACCGGAGGCCGAGCCUGGUUCCUUGUCGGGGUCCGAGAGAGGCCCGGCGCUUCAGGACCAACAGCCAGCGAGGCCCGCGGAGACUGACCGGAGAACUGAGCCAGGCUCCUCUCCCUCGGGGGCAGAGUCAGAUGCACACUUUGAGACCUGUCUGUUGGACUGUGCAAACCCUCCAAGUGCUGCUUCCCCCAAAGCUCUGAAGCCACCCAAGCGGUCCCGGGCUGCCUUCUCCCACACCCAGGUCAUCGAGCUGGAGAGGAAGUUUAGCCACCAGAAGUAUCUGUCGGCCCCCGAGCGGGCUCACCUGGCCAAGAACCUCAAGCUCACUGAGACCCAGGUCAAAAUCUGGUUCCAGAAUAGACGGUAUAAGACCAAGAGAAAGCAGCUGACCUCUGACCUGGGGGACCUUGAUAAGAACUCCCCCCUGCCCAGCCUGAAAGAAGAGAACUUCUCUGGGGCCUCGCUGAUCUCCAUGUAUAAUAGCUACCCCUAUUAUCCUUACCUCUACUGCUGGGGAGGUUGGAGUCCAGCUUUCUGGUAACCUUGGCUGCUGACUAGGGCCCAACCCAUAGCUGCUUCUUCCACUUUGUUCUCUGAAAGCAAGAGGGGGCCAGAGUCAGAGAGGUCAGGAGAGGAAAAGGGGGGGCUAUACAGCCUGCCAAAGGCUUGGAGCGGCAGUCAAGCUCCCAUGUCUUGAUUGUCACGUCCUGUUCACUAAAUCGGUGACCGGCAUCCUAUUUAAUAUUUAAAUGGCACUCAGGACCACCCAAGGCACCGAACGAGGGUACUUUUCUCAUGCCAGGGAUCUGCAGAGAAGGAUUCUUGUUCAGGUGAGGCUUGGAUUUAGAUGGCCUCUCAGGUGCCUCCAACCAGCUCUGACAUCCUGAGUCCUGAAGUGGAUCUGACUCCCUCCCCACUCCCAGUUUAACUGUCUUUGCUUUGAACUACCUUUCUAAAAAAAAAAAAGAAAGAAAAAAACGUGAGCUCCAGGGCUCUCUUCCCAGUGCCUUUAUGCAUUGUUUUAUGAGCUGUCAGCAUCUCUGCUUCCGGGAGGGUCUGUUCUUUUCCUUCAGCUUGGUCACCUGUGUAAACGGAGCAUCUCAUGAGAAGCUAGAGUCAGAACAAGAGCAAAAGCGGUGCCAAGACUGGAGCCUUAGGACAGGGUCUAUACUGUGGUUCUUAUUUAAAAGAGGUCCCAGACCCCUUUGGACCUGGGACCGUGCCUGGUGUUGUCUCUGUUUCUCCCUUUCCCCAUUCCCUGCCCCUCACCCCAGUAGAAUGUCAGCUCCUUGAGGGCAGGUACCAUUUCAUUUUCUGCCUCUGUAUCUCCAGUAUCUAGCAUAGUUCUUGGCACACUAGUAGGUGUUUAAUAAAUGUUUGUUGAAUUGCAUUCGGAGAAGGUCCACUCCUGGACAUUUUCAGAACUGGGCAGGCAAGGCAAGCGGUUAGGUACUUCCUCCAUUUCUGAUCUGGGGAAGGGGUGAAAAUUUUGCAAUGAAAUUUGUUAAAAGGUGAAACAUAGGUGAACUCUAAGGGUCUAUAUGGGGGGGUUCUAAAUGUUUAUUGUAUCAUGGAUCUCUAUUGGCAGUCUGGUACAGCCUAUGGAAUCCUUCUCAGAAUCAUAUUUUUAAAUAAUUGAAAGAAAUGUUAAUUUUGAGUUAGAAGUUAGUGGAAAUAAAGAUGGAUUUUUAAUCAUCCAAA